Pipistrellus nathusii (Nathusius's pipistrelle) is the source of this 702-nucleotide messenger RNA. NCBI's taxonomy places the organism in Eukaryota, Metazoa, Chordata, Mammalia, Chiroptera, Vespertilionidae. The record is from the annotation of a GenBank genome assembly.
AUGGUGUCCAUGACUUUCAAGCGGAGCCGCAGCGACCGCUUCUACAGCACCCGGUGCUGCGGCUGUUGCCAUGUCCGCACCGGGACGAUCAUCCUGGGGACCUGGUACAUGGUGGUUAACCUGUUGAUGGCAAUUUUGCUGACUGUGGAGGUAACUCAUCCAAACUCAAUGCCAUCUGUCAACAUUCAGUAUGAAGUCAUUGGCAACUACUACUCCUCUGAGAGGAUGACAGAUAAUGCCUGUGUUCUUUUUGCCGUCUCUGUUCUUAUGUUUAUAAUCAGUUCAAUGCUGGUAUAUGGAGCAAUUUCUUAUCAAGUGGGUUGGCUUAUUCCAUUCUUCUGUUACCGGCUUUUUGACUUCGUCCUCAGUUGCCUGGUUGCUAUCAGUUCUCUCACUUACUUGCCAAGAAUCAAAGAAUAUCUGGAUCAAUUACCUGAUUUUCCCUAUAAAGAUGACCUCCUGGCAUUGGACUCCAGCUGCCUCCUGUUCAUUGUUCUUGCGUUCUUUGUCUUAUUCAUCAUUUUCAAGGCUUAUCUAAUCAACUGUGUUUGGAACUGCUAUAAAUACAUCAACAACAGAAACACACCGGAGAUUGCUGUGUACCCUGCCUUUGAAGCGCCUCCACAGUACGUUUUGCCAACCUAUGAAAUGGCAGUGAAGAUGCCUGAAAAAGAGCCACCGCCUCCUUACAUACCCGCCUGA